Messenger RNA from Aegilops tauschii subsp. strangulata, 1752 nucleotides. RefSeq names its product cucumber peeling cupredoxin-like. NCBI's taxonomy places the organism in Eukaryota, Viridiplantae, Streptophyta, Magnoliopsida, Poales, Poaceae. Gene Ontology annotation, molecular function: electron transfer activity. Gene Ontology annotation, cellular component: plasma membrane. The record is from RefSeq and is a predicted model, not a curated record.
AUUGACAAAAUACAACGACCACCAUCGGCAUCAGUCAUCUCUUGACAACACAAGGGCUAUGAUAAAUGUUCUAAAAAAACAACGACUUCAGGAAGGGUGCGGGGUGCAAAUGAUGCCACCGCUGGAUCCAACCAACCACUGAAGACCAAAUUGUGUGCUUUCACCCUGAAUAUUUAGUCCGAGCAAAUCUCAAGCAAAGCAUUCAACAAGGUAACCAACUAGGGCCAGACAUGGAAUUUUCAUCCCGGAGCUCAAGACUGGGUACUCGAGAAACACAAUCAAAUCAGAGUCAUCAUGUGUUGUCGUCUCCACUUUCCGUGAUCCAGCAUGCCACACGAGUGAUGAUCAUGCACGCAUAAGCAGCCAGUGGUCGUACAUAUUCAUGUUCUUUACAGUUGAGCUAAUUGUGUGGCCAGCCAAAAGACCGCACAUCUAUAAAAGCACUACGAUCAGGGAUAAUCCGUACAUUGGCUUCAAACUCACCGGCGACCAUCACACACUUGCCAAUAUUAGGGAAGAGCUAGCCAGAGGCAGGAACCAAACCAAGAGCAAAAAAUAGGCAAGGUCCUCCAUGGACUCCCUCAAGUCCUGCUCCAUCGAUCACAUGCAUGCAUGCAUGCAUGCAUGCACAUGGGGGCGCUAGAUCUCCUCUGGCUUGCUACCACGAUCCCAAACUCUUCUCUUCCACACGCGUACGUAGAAGGGGAGGAAAAAGGAAGGAGGACGCACGUACGAACGAGUCGAAUUAUCUAUAGGGAAUCGUCCAUCGAUCGAGAAACCAAGAUCAGGCCGGCCGCCGAUCGAUCUCGUUGAAUAAAUGGAGAGGAGCAAGGGCUGCCUCUCGCUGCUGCUCCUCGCGGCCGUGGUGGCGUCCCUCGUCGCCGGCUCGUCGGCGGGCAUCUACCACAUCGUCGGCGCCGGCAAGGGCUGGCAGAUGGCCCCCAACAAGACCUACUACGGGGACUGGGCCCGCACCCGGAACAUCAGCGUGGGCGACAAGCUCAGUGAGUCGAUCUAUCUAUCAUCAAUUCCUAUUUAUUUUUUUCCCCUUCUUCUUCUCCGGCUCCGGCGGGCGCCAUCGAUGGGUCCUUGACGCCGGCCGUCGCAUCGCAUGCGCGCAGUGUUCCUGUACCGGAGCGGGGUGUACAACAUCGUGGAGGUGCCGAGCCGGGAGCUGUUCGACGGGUGCAGCAUGCGCAACAUCACCAACCGGUACCAGAACGGGCCUACCAUCAUCGAGCUCAUCCCGCCCGCCGGCCCGCGCUACUACUUCUGCGGCGUCGGCAAGCACUGCGAGGAGGGCCAGAAGCUCAAGAUCUACGUCGCCCCCUUCGCGCCCUCCCGCACGCAGAAUGACGACCAGGCCGAAGACGCCGACGACGACGGCGACGUCAUGUCCGGCGGCUCGCCCGCCCCCGCCGCCGUGCCGCUGCUCGCCCUCGCCGCCUGCUUGCUGCUGAUGUAAACUUGAUCCAUCAACGUCAACGAUCUGUCAAUCGGUCAAUCGUAUAUGUGUACGGUUUUUUCACCAGCAAAAUAAUGGGCACUACUCGGCACGUUCGUACGCCCGGCCCGAUCAGAACCCAACCAGCAGCGCGCCCCAGAUCCUACUAUACAGACAUGGAAGAGAGCUCCAGGACGACGCUGUCCAGGAGAUCCUCUUCCGUUGUUCCACAGCCUGCAAGCGGUGGCGCGAACUUGUGGCCGAUCCUUCCUUCCUCCGUCGCCGCUGGCCGGCAGAUGCACCCAGAU